Closterium sp. NIES-67 is the source of this 1244-nucleotide messenger RNA. Lineage: Eukaryota; Viridiplantae; Streptophyta; Zygnematophyceae; Desmidiales; Closteriaceae. The record is from the annotation of a GenBank genome assembly.
GUUCCUUACGCUCAGAGCUCUCGCCGUCUUUAUGACCAGAACGGUCACAGCGAAAAGUGACGUCAGGGAUGACGUUAACGCGGCGGAUCCGAGGCGUAGAGCUCCCACAGGCGAUCGGAUUCGCCCACUGCUGUCGCCGCAUUCGCACAACUCUCCCCUCGGCUUGCCCUGGGAAGACGGGUCGAACCGUCAGGAUCUUAGUGCGAUCCAAGAUCCUCGAAGCAGGCUUCAGUGAGGGCAAGUGAGGCGCUACAGUGUGCUGGGCGCGAGUAAAUGCAGGGACGAACUGUACCUCAUUUGCUGUUCUAGGGUUGAGUCCCGCGCUGCCCGAGUCGAGACUGAGAAGCCCCGGCCCGAGUCGAGGCUGAGACGCAGGGUUCGACGGGGAUAAAGGCUCCGACCUUCGCGAACUCUUCUGUCUUCCCUCGUUCCGCAAGCCCCCAAGCGCCGCUUCAGGUUCUUCCCGCUGCACACAGGAACCUCCAAAUUCACCCACCUGGCUGCACUCACAAUCUGGUCCGUCAAUCACACUUAUAAUGGCGUCGUGUAAGCUCAUCCGACCACACCUUGACAUCUCAUCCCGGCAAUCGCGGGCUGUUCUGCGCAGCGCAGAUCUCGAUCUACUCGCGCUGGAAGGCCGCCUCUCGCUGCUGGACGCUCAGCGCGAACUCAAUGCGAUCCGCUGCGAACAGUUUGUUACCAGGUUACAGUCGUUUUUGAGGGAGGGCGAGAGCGAAGGCGACGAAUUGCGGGAUAAUUGGGAGCCGCGCAGAGGGAGAAGAAUGUCGUCUCGCUACAGUCACAGUCGCGAGGCAGCAGCGGUGGGGCGCGGCGACAUCCCCCGCGCGCAGUCAGUGCCGGAGAUCGGCGGCCAGAGAGCGCCACGCAGCAGCCAUGGCGGUCGCAGCGCCAGAAGCCAAGGGCUGGGCGCUGAGCGCCUCACGCGGUGGGCCUCCUGCGAGCAGCACUUGAACGGCGAGGACGGAGAGUGGUGACUCUGUCCAGGGCCAGGCGCGUCACCGUUCCGUCUGCUCCUAAACCCGACGAGCGAGCGGCUGAUCAGCACACAACACCUCCUGCUGUACAUAACGUUUUUGUUCCAGUGGCUGUGGAAUUGCUGCAGUGCGUGACUGGGGCUAUCCAGCAUCCCCGCGCAACCCAGCCUUGCAUUGAUGUUAGUGCCCUGAAAACAUGGGGGCCUGUUCUGUUUGUGCCUCGUAUGCAAAUGAAUGUCACUGAAUCGC